AUGAAAGCAAAUAUGACGAGCUUUUUGUCCGCAAAUGUUCGUCAUAUGAUAGUAGAGCUCGAUAGAGAAUUUGAAGAGUCUUUAUCUAAGACUGAGAUUUGCAGAGGAUUUGGCUCUGAUGGCGAAAUUCUAGUUGAGUUAGCUCGUCUCGGAGGAACAAACAGAAAUGCACUACAUGAUUUUCAAGAUGACAUCAAAAGACUCCUUCCAAUUUGCAAGAAAAUUGACUCAAGAUUGUUGCAAAUGCCCCUUGAGAGUUUUAUUGACAAUUAUGGAAAGGAUGUAGGAUGGACUGGCUGUGAAAAUAAACUAAUGGAAUGCUUUGAAUUUAUCAAGUCUGGGGACCAUAUCUUGCUACUGACCGCCAUGUUGUUGAUCACUUCAUCUCUUGAGCAUUGCAUGGGUGAUGUUUAUUUAAUGCACAGUAAAGAUUCACAAUGCCCAAAGCACCUGAAAGAUUUGUUGUAUAAAAAAGAGCUAGAGGAAGUGUUUAAUGAAGAUGUGAUGCAAUGCCUUCGCAUGUUGAUAGGCCCACCUGGGAGCUUGAACUUGCGGAAUGUUUUGUGGCAUGGAUUUGUGGUGCCAACUGAGAUUCCACGCAAGUAUGCCAUAACUCUUCUUUACCUUGUUGUGCUGAUGGGAAGAACCUUAAGAGAGAGUUGUGCCAUCACUUUAGGCUCAGCUCCACGCCCAUUGAUACUCUUCCCAAAGGAGUCGUUGCUUUAUGAGGUUUUUCCUUCUCUUUCUGCUAAAGAGUUAACUCCCAUCAAGUGCUUGGUCUCAGGGAGUGCUUUUGUCUCAUCAAAUAUGACUUCUAUAUGGAUAAAGGCAUUGGAAUUCUUCGAACAUCAAAGAUUUGAAUUGAUGGUCACCCUGUUGCUUCCUCAGCUGGAACACGCCUUGCGUCAAGUGUUUGCUUGUGUGAACAACUGCACUUACAGAGCACUUACAGCAGACAGCGCUACACUCUACACUACAUUUGAUGAGAUUUUAGCGGAGACUCUACCAGACGGGACGACUAACUCUCUUCGAAGUGCAGCUGGUGACACGUACAUGGACAUUCUGUUGGACAUGCUGGUCUAUCCGGACGGACCACGUGUCCGGGAUCGCGUAAGUCAUGGUGAAGCUAGUCUGACCGACUUCCCUCAGCUUCUUGCUAACCAUGUCCUGUGUGUCUGUGUGGCGUUCGCCAUACGCUUUUACAAGAAAGUCAAGGGUAGUAAAGCUAUUGAUGAUAAUGAUUUGAAGUCUGGAGGUAGCAAAGUUACUAGUAUGAGGAAAUGCGAUGGGUUUCAGUGGAAUGAAAACACUGGUAGGGAGCAAGAGCAUCGCACUUGUGCUUCUGAGCAUGUGCAGCAACCACAGGGGAACCCACCACCUUGUCAUCGUCAACAGCAACAGGAAACACAACAACAUAUAACAAUUGGUACGUCGCAGUCAAAGAAUUCAGGAUAUGAAGACGAAACUGCGACAGUAUAUCCAUGUUAUUUAAGUAUUGUAGACAGACAAUCUUCAAAAGAGACUCAAAGCGGUCUGCUUGACAAUCUUAGUAACGGAGUCAUUGGUACAAUUUUAGAUGCUGCAGAAAAAUAUGAAUCGAUUUUCCACCCAAUACAGGCACUGAAAAGGCGCAUCAAAAAGUUCCUACAAUUUUUUGAGAAAUUUGAGAAUAUUCCUAUCCCAGAAGAUGAGGAUUUUGAUAAUGGCUCUUUUGUUACCGAGUCAGCAGAUUCCCCGAGUGUUCUCCGAUUGUGGCUCGACUUGCACAGAGUCGGUUCCGGGUACUCUUCGGCCAUCACCCGACAAGUCUCGAAUGCUUCCCGAGUGUCACUUAACUCAAUAAGCGAUGCCCUUGCAGCACCUUUGGAGAAGUCAUGUACAGAUCUAUAUGACUCAAUAGUUUCAGCGGCUUUAGUUGGUAGAGUAACUACCCUGUACAGGACUCGCCCAGAGCUUGAAAUCGUCUCCUUGUUCUGUUCUAUCAUUGAUCGCUGCCUCGCAACUGCAGAACAGGUCCUGGCAGCCGUCAAACAGCGCCACGCACAGUGGAUAAACAAGGAACUGCACUCGCGACAAAGAGCCAACUACAAGCGCUUGCGUGCCCAUCUCCCCUUCAUCCGGGACACACUGAAGCUAACAGUUGGCGUGGUCGCGCAACAUUUGGCUGAUCUUACCUUAAAGGCGUUGCCUGGCAACAGGAAGCAAUACAUCAAGUCUUUAAAGCGAAUUCAACAGUGUUCACAGAACAUGGAAUCGCUGAGUGGUCCCAGUAAAAAUAGAUGGGACGAGUGCCGAGAUGUGGCGAAAAGAUUGGCGGAUGUCAUCGCUAAACAGUUCGUGUAGGCGAACGGGCCCCGAGAAAAACCCGAUGGGACGAGGGCCGAGAUGUGGCGAAACGAUUGGCGGAUGUCAUCGCUAAAUAGUUCGUGUAGGCAAACGGGCCCCGAGAAAAGAAACCCGAUGGGAUGAGUAAGAUUGGUGGAUGUCAUCGCUAAACAGUUCGUGUCAGCGUGUCGGCGAACGGGCCUUUAAUAAAAACGAUGGGAGUGCCGAACUUUUGAGAUCUUCCUAAAAUUUUAUCCUCAACAGUUCGUGUAAACGAGCGGGCUUCUCUGAGCAGUUCGUGUAGACUGAGCUGGCUUCCCUAAACGGUUCGUGUAAACGAGCGGGCUUCCAUUUCUCCAUUUCGCAGUCGAGACGGCCGUUAGACCGCUAACCAAUGAAAAAGCGCCGGAAAUCACCGGCCCCCGAAAAAGUAGACAAGAGAUUCAAACGCACACACGCACUAAAAA
Nematostella vectensis (starlet sea anemone) is the source of this 2792-nucleotide messenger RNA. RefSeq names its product endoplasmic reticulum membrane-associated RNA degradation protein-like. The transcript is spliced from 7 exons. NCBI's taxonomy places the organism in Eukaryota, Metazoa, Cnidaria, Anthozoa, Actiniaria, Edwardsiidae. The coding region runs from base 1 to 2343 and encodes 780 amino acids. The record is from RefSeq and is a predicted model, not a curated record.